GUAUUUAAAUUUUUUUCCGGGGGUAUGACGGGGGACGGUGGUGGUACCUAUCUCUUCUUCCUCUCUGUCUUUCUUUCCCCAGCCUUCCAAGGGGGUCAGGUACCUAUUUAGUAGUGCGUGUAGGUGUCUUUGCUCAAGAGUGCACGACUAUCUGUCAAAUCGCAGGUUCCCUUCCCCGACCACUGGGUCUUGGACUGUUAGCAACACGCACCGACAUCAGCAGUCAUCACGCCGUCUGCCUCACCCGCUAUCAGGAAACAUGGCUGCCACCAAUCAUCUUCAAGAAGGUUUUGUUUACAGCAAGAAAAACACAUCUAUCCUACCCUGCAAGCACGAUUGUCUAUGUCACAUCAUAUUUUUUUGUCAGCACGUGAAUUAUGCCAAACUCUUCAUCUGGUCUGGACCUUGAGGCAUGUGAUACCGUCCUCCUGGACCUGCUCAAGAUCAACCCACGUGACACCGACAAAUGAGAACAAAGCAGGAAAAAAUGAGAAGAAGAAAGCAGGAAAAAAAAAUGAGAAGAACCUGCACAGGUAACAGCGUCUUACAGAUGCACGUGCGUCACGAGAUGACAGGUGUCAAGCGAAACAGACAGACCAUCACCAGGUGACAAAUGAUGUCCUACUCGCCACGCUCAGCUAUUUCGUCUCACAUGAUCGGGUUUCUUCUUUGCACCGAAAGGCAGUUAAUCUUCUCAGACCCACUCUUUGUCUGUCCAUGGCAUGCUGACAUCAAAGUGCGGGUUACCGCCUCCUCCUCUGAGUCCUUUCCUCCUGAUGUCUGCUGCGGGAUUCAGGUAGCGUCUUGAGAGUUAUUUACUGAUGGCAAACAAGGACAAUCCCGGCUACAAAGUGGAGGAGUUAACUCCCCAGAACUCUGCCUUCACGUCACGCGGGCAACCGAGACGCUCCUUGCUCGAGAAGGAAGGCAACAGCAACCUCAGCUUCCGAGGAAUCGAACGAAAGCCUUUAAUGUACCUGAAGGACCUGUACGUCACAUUAGUGGACUUGAAGUGGCGCUAUGUGCUGGUGAUUCUGCUGACCGUCUACCUGCUCAGUUACCUGGUCUUCGCCGUCUUUUACUGGCUGCUCAGCUACAUGAACGGCCAGUUCGGUAGCCGCGCCAGCGAACCUGGAUACGAACCCUGCAUCAAGAAUCUGGACAGCUUUGCAGGUGCUUUCCUCUUCUCCAUGGAGACGCAGUCCACCAUCGGGUUCGGACACCUGAACCCCAACGCCGCCUGCCCGGGUGUGGUACCCGUCAUUUACUUCCAGAUCACGGUGGGCUUCAUGGUCGAGACCUUCAUCCUCGGCUUCCUGUUCGUGAAGCGCCUGCCUGUGUCUGGAGGACGGCGACUUCUGCUUGCAACUCCGCGUGGGAGACUUGCGCCGCACGCACCUGGUGGACGCAACGGUGCACGGCUUGCUUGUGCGCAGGCGCGUGGUGUCCGAGCAGCACGUGUACCCGCUUUUCCAGCACCGCAUGACGUUCACGGCCCACGGGAUGGAGGACAAGGUGUUUCUAAUAUGGCCGCUGAUCCUCUCUCACCGCAUCACCGCGGACUCUCCUUGUGGACUCUGCGUCCGGAGGACGUGUACCGGGAGAAGGUGGACAUCAUAGUCAUCUUGGAGGGCAUCAUCGAGUCGACGGGGGAGCUGUGUCAGGCUCGCACGUGCUACUCGGCGCGAGACAUCCUAUGGGGCCACCGCUUUGUGCGCGUGGAGGAGUUCGACGAGAUCGAGCACGUGUGGUGCGUGGACUUCACGCGCUUCAACAACGUGCUGCCCAGCCCCACCCCCAGGAAAAGCGCUCGCGCCUAUCACGACCAAAGGCAGAUAAGAUAGAAGACGAGAAAGACAACGAAGAUGACGCCAUCUACGACAACGCCUCCUGCACCAGCUCCAACGCCAGCCAGCUUGAAUAACCUCUUUGUUCACAAGCUGUUGGAUGAGCCUCGGCCCUUUUCUUAAACACCUGUUCAAGCCGACUAAGAACUUGCAAUUCUGGUGUACAGCCAUUCAUUCCUUCAUUCCUGCUCAUCCCAGCGCCUCCUCCUCAUCCUCCUCCUGACCUCCGUCAACUGCAGCCCGUCUUUGGGUCAAGGUUCUGCCGAUGAUGAUGAUGAAUUUGAUCUACCGAAAAUGUGAAGAAUACGGCUUCCAGUCUACAAGCAUAUCAUGUGUUGUUGUGAUUGUAGAGAAGAAUGUCGGCUGAACACUUGGGACCUUAAGAGUUUAUUUUGAGAUGCACAAGAGAACGAGAUUCCUUGCUUGUAGAAACCCGCCAUUUCUCCACUCGGUCGGAGGAGUAAGUCAGUCCUUAGUCUUGUGACUGGUGGCCUCCAUUUGGAUCAUUGAUGAUAAUACGACUGUUGCGCAGACGAUUUAUGUGAGAAAAACACAUCAUCAAACAUAUCAGUUUGUUCCUCUUUUCUUACUGUGUACUGGUUGUAACUGUUGCCUGCCACGAUGUGAUCAAUUAAAGGGAUACUAAAGGGUAGUGAUAAGGCUGUGGCGACGGUCA
This is a messenger RNA of Pomacea canaliculata, 2523 nucleotides long. RefSeq names its product G protein-activated inward rectifier potassium channel 2-like. The coding region runs from base 822 to 1844 and encodes 340 amino acids. Gene Ontology annotation, molecular function: inward rectifier potassium channel activity. The transcript is spliced from 6 exons. Gene Ontology annotation, cellular component: plasma membrane. Gene Ontology annotation, biological process: regulation of monoatomic ion transmembrane transport; potassium ion import across plasma membrane. Lineage: Eukaryota; Metazoa; Mollusca; Gastropoda; Architaenioglossa; Ampullariidae. The record is from RefSeq and is a predicted model, not a curated record.